CCUGGACUCCAGUGGGACGGGAAAGGAUAGGACGGGAGGGGCUUGCCUGGGGGAGACCUGCUCUGAUUCAGAGUCAUGACAAGAGCCAUAUCCAAGGAAGGAGAACCCAAUGGGGUCACCACACCUCCUGAAGAGAUAGAAAUGGAGGAAAUGGAAGAGAGAGGCCAGUGGCGGAACAAAAUGGAGUUCAUGCUGUCUGUGGCUGGGGAAAUCAUUGGCCUGGGUAAUGUGUGGAGGUUCCCAUACCUCUGCUACAAGAAUGGUGGUGGAGCCUUCCUCAUCCCUUACCUCAUUUUCCUCUUCACCUGUGGGAUCCCCCUGUUCUUCCUGGAGACGGCGCUGGGGCAGUACACAAGCCAGGGAGGGGUGACUGCCUGGAGAAAGAUCUGUCCCAUAUUUGAAGGAAUUGGAUAUGCCUCCCAGGUCAUUGUGGGAUAUCUGAAUAUCUACUAUAUCAUCAUCCUGUCCUGGGCACUCUUCUACCUGUUCAGCUCCUUCACUCCAGUGCUACCAUGGGCUAGCUGCAAUAACCCCUGGAACUCAGAUCUCUGUGUGGACAUUCUGAAUAGAUCCGACCUGGACAACAGGACCUUGCCUGCGAACACCACCUCCUCAAUGAUUGAGUUUUGGGAGAAGCGAGUCCUGGGGCUCACGGAUGGUAUUCACAAACUGGGCACUGUGCGCUGGGAGCUGGCUCUGUGUCUCCUGCUGGCAUGGAUCAUCUGCUACUUCUGCAUCUGGAAAGGGGUCAAGUCCACAGGCAAAGUCGUUUACUUCACUGCCACCUUCCCGUAUGUGAUGCUCCUCAUCCUGCUGGUUCGAGGGGUGAUGCUGCCAGGGGCUGCUGAGGGGAUCAUCUUCUACCUGAAGCCAGACAUUUCCAGGCUGGCAGACCCACAGGUCUGGAUGGAUGCAGGCACUCAAAUCCUCUUCUCUUAUGCCAUCUGUGAGGGGUGCCUGACAGCUCUGGGCAGCUACAACAAAUACACCAACAACUGUUACAGGGACUGUAUCAUGCUCUGCUCCCUGAACAGUGCCACCAGCUUUGUUGCUGGCUUUGCCAUUUUCUCUGUGCUGGGCUUCAUGGCUCGAGAGCAGGGCGUACCUAUUUCAGAAGUGGCCGAAUCAGGUCCUGGCCUGGCUUUCAUAGCAUAUCCAACAGCAGUAACAAUGAUGCCUGUGUCUCAGCUCUGGUCCUGCCUCUUCUUCCUCAUGCUGAUCUUCUUGGGACUGGACAGUCAGUUUGUCUGUGUGGAAAGCAUGGUGACAGCUAUUAUUGACAUGUUCCCAGGAGUGUUUCGGAAGAAGGGGCGUCGGGAGCUGCUGAUCCUGGCCAUUGCAGUCACAGGCUACCUGCUGGGCUUAUUCCUGGUCACUGAGGGUGGCAUGUACAUCUUCCAGCUCUUUGACUACUAUGCUGCCAGUGGCACAUGCCUACUCUUCCUGGCUAUUUUUGAAGUCGUCUGUAUAGGAUGGGUGUAUGGUGCCAACCGCUUCUAUGACAACAUUGAGGACAUGAUUGGUUUCCGACCGUGGCCCUUGAUCAAGAUCUGCUGGCUGGUGUUCACCCCGGGUAUGUGCCUGGGUGUCUUCCUGUUUUCCCUGAUCAAGUACACACCCUUGAAAUACAACAAUUCCUACGAGUACCCACCCUGGGGCUACGUGCUAGGCUGGCUGAUGGCACUCUCCUCCAUGGUGUGUAUUCCUCUCUAUGCCAUCUUCAUCUUCCUGAAAACCAAAGGACCCCUGAAACAGCGACUGAUGCAGCUGAUUUCCCCGGCGGAGGAUCUGCCGCAGCCAAAGAAGCAGCACAUGGUGAGGCCGUCCAGUCCGAGGCGCGAGGGAUGGACUCCUCCAGUCCAGGAGGUGCUCAGCAUCACAGAGAGAGAAACCCACUUCUAAGGCACCUGGGAUGAUUUGCUCUCUCCUUCCCAAAGUGGUUUCUUUUCCCUUCUCUCCUUCACGUCUGUGAUGGAAACUUCUGGGACAAUUCCUCUCCUUCCAGCCAGCUGGUUGCACCCAUUGGAAACAGCAUUUCUUUUGCACCCUGGGGACAACUCUUGCUGCCAGCAGCUGUGGAGGCUGCAGUAUGCUUUUGUCACAAGUGCCCUUCAGUACUGACACCGGUUGGGAAGAGUAAAGCAACGUGUUAGAAAAAAAGGAAAAAAAAAGUGCAUUCAUGUUGGGAGGAGGCAAAGAAACCACAUGGCAAGGGUGCUGAGACAGAGCAGAGAUUAAAGUGUGAAGGAACCAAGCUAGGAAUGCAAAAGCAUGAAAUGAUGGGGCGUUAUCACAGGAAAUAAGUUGGUUCAGAAGUACAUAAGAAGCUGGAGGAUAACAAGGGAAAGUGCAUUACUAGGUCACCUCUGUACAAGGGGAGAGAGAGCCAGGAACAUAUCACAGCCAAUGACAAGGAGGCUGCAGUGUCCAUAGUUACAGCUUCAGCUGUCACUGGAAGGGAAAGGAAUGAUACAGGGCUUGAUGCAAUCCUAGUUGUUGAUGAUUGAUCUCAAGGCAGUGUCAGUCUGGAAAAGGGGGUGAGGAAUGACUAUCCAGGGGACUUGCUCUUGGUCAAAACUACAUGGCCCAGUGAAAACACAUCCGAGAGUGAAACUGAGGAAUAUUUUACAAUUCUUUCAGAAAAUUCAUGGAGUGCAAGGAAAGUCCCAGAGCAGUUGGUAAGAAAAAGAGCUGCAGCACAUCUGGGAAAAUGAGACCCUGAGGACUGCACGCCCACAAAUUUAACUGCACUGCUAGGGCAUUUUGUAGAGGAAUUAUAGAAGGAGUUGAUGGGCCUGAUCCUGCUCUGCAGAGUAGCUUUGGGAAGAGGGUGGGAGAACGAUUGCACUCCCUUGGCUUUGCUGUGGAUGAUUGCUCAGGGGAUAAGGAAGAUAUAACCAGGCGCAAUAAUCAUCAGCUCAGGCAAGAUAAAGCAAAAUUAAUAGGUAAUGUAGGUUCAUUGGAAGCAGAUUGUGUUGAAUUAGAGGUUGGUUGUUGCCUGGGUAGUCAAAAAUGUGAGGCAAUGGGUGGGAGGAAAUGUGCUCUGAUGGUGGGUUUGGUGCAGUGCCAGAUGUCUCUGUCCUGUGGAGGCUGGGGCUGUAAAGCUCCUGCCAAAUCCUGCUUCAAUGCCUAUCAAAAAUUCGCAGCUGAACCCAUCAGAAAAGCCAGUGGCAGGACACAGCCAGGCACUGUGCUGUGGCCAAGGGUACAUGUGCUGGUGCAUGGCUGUGCUGCAAUAUUGGUGCAUCCAACCACGCCAGAGAAUGGCCUUCAAAAUGAAUCACAGAUGCCACAGGCUCCCUCCCUUGUUCCAAGUAAUUGCUUUUCCCUGUGCUGUGUGGAGAUAAACGACCAGCACUGAAAGUAAGCAUGGAAAUCGGGCCUCAUCUGUGCAGCUCGGUACCUAUUCCAAUUGCUAUGGGAACCUUAUCUGCUGCAGUUUGCUCUGAGUUUAACUGGGGAAUUAGCAUAGGACAAUCUUUUCCCUGUUUAAUUUCCUUUCCUUUAAAAACUAAAAACUACAAAACUGCUGGUAAAAUGAACGUUGAAAGUCAAGUAUCAGAAUUUGUACCUCUGUGGGAUGUUAUCUUUUGAGAUGUUUUACUGUGGAAGAUGGAGAAAGCUGGCAAACUUCAUUCACAUUCCCUGCAAAGGAUUGCAGCACCACAUAAGACACCAUUUAUUGUGUUUUUAUUUUUUGAAGAACUGAAUGUCAUGCUGCAAAUAGCUGUGGGAAGAGCUUAGCACCCAGAGGCUUGCAGUCAGGCCUCAUGGGAAGCAGUUUGGUGAUUUUUCUUCUCUCUCCCACCAAUGUUGCUCAUAAUUUGGUGGGGGAAGUUUUGAUUCUUGUACAAUCCUUGGUAGGACAUUUAGCCCCUUUGCUCCUGCUACCACACCUUUAAGAUGGGAGGUAGUGUCGUGCUGUUAGAGAAGUCAUGGAGAUGUGUUCACUUCUUUUUCUGAGGCAGUUGAGUAACACUGCAAAAAUCCUAGAUAGAAACAAAUACCUCUUCAGUUUGGAGCACAAACAUGGUGCUGUGUUAUUGACUGCAUGAACUUGUUCCUUCUGCUUAUGCUUAAUCUGACAAUAACAUCCCACCUCUGCCAGGAUGCGACUUAUUUUUGUAAAGCUAGAGGAGGUAGUGCUGUGCCCAUUGAAAGCAAUCAUAAAAUUUUCAGUAUCAGAAAAUUAAUCCAGAUGGAAUUGACAAAGUUUCAGGAAUUUGAAGUCCAAGCUCAGUGGCCCAGUGUAAUUUAAUUCCCUUUCCUUUAAAGACUAAAACACCCACAUAUACCCAGCUGGAGGGAGAGGGGGGGAAUGCCAUCAGUAGCUGUAUUUUGCUGUGCAACCCCCAGAACAAUUAGAGACUGAGUUGUGGUUUGUUAAAUUUAUACAAAUGUCUCAGGCAUUGCUGCAUGCAUGUGAUAGAUCUGACAGGUCUCCAUCAACCCCUGGAACUGGGCACCUCUGGAGACCUGAGUCUGAUGGAAAAAUGCUCCUGUCCUGCACAUCACCAGGAUUACAUUACUGGAGGGUUGGUAUGGA
This is a messenger RNA of Catharus ustulatus (Swainson's thrush), 4546 nucleotides long. RefSeq names its product sodium- and chloride-dependent betaine transporter-like. Gene Ontology annotation, cellular component: membrane. Bases 76 to 1902 code for a protein of 608 amino acids. Gene Ontology annotation, biological process: sodium ion transmembrane transport. NCBI's taxonomy places the organism in Eukaryota, Metazoa, Chordata, Aves, Passeriformes, Turdidae. The transcript has 15 exons. The record is from RefSeq and is a predicted model, not a curated record.